CAGAGCCUUCGAAGCUGUGCGUUUUGAGCCAUCGCCUUUCUCUCUAUCUUCCCGAUUUCGGAGCUCCUCCGAUUCCCUCUCUCUCUUUCAUUCAAUUUCUCGCUGUAUCGCUCGCCGCCGGUAAGGCCUUCGAUACCUGUGAAUUUCUCAAAGGCGAAGCUUUGAAAAAAAAAAAAAAAAAAAAAAAAAGCUCAAUAUUGAUUUCUAGGUUUUCGUUCUUGAUCUCAUUCAAUUUAGCUGAAAAAAGAAUCGAAGAUUUUUAUUUUCUCUGCCUGAUUCUGAUAUCUGUUAUUGAAUUUCACCAGUUUUUGGUUCUAUUUUUUGUGUUAAUUUCGAUAUUCAGUUUGUGUUCUCUCUCUAUUUUGUGCUUUAUCGAAAAAAAGAAAAAAAAAAAUUGAAUUGUUGGUUUAGGGAUUGGGAUUAUUGGGGGGUUUAUUAGAGUUAUAGUUUGAAAAAAGAAAUUGAUUUUGGGGGUUAGGGUUUGGUUGUUCUGUAUUCUGGAAUUGUUGAAUUGGGGGUUAGGGUUUGGUUGUUUUUUAUCCUGGAAUUGUUGAAUUGGGGGUUAGGGGUUGGGGAGUUGGGAUUUGAUUAGGGAUUGUGUGAUUGUUAUAUUUUUUUUGAGUUUGAUUAUUGAUUGAGAAGAGUUGUGGUUGUGAAUCAAAUGGCGGCAGGGCAAGUUGAUGUUUUGAGAAGGGACUUUUAUAAGCAUUCCAAAAGACAGAAUGAUCAUUACAGGAAUGAUUCUCAUGGCGCUGAAUAUGGUCGGGGCCGUGAUCAUGGUGCUAGACGUAAGAAUGGGUACCAUUAUUCUUCGAGAACUCGUGACUGGGGGUCUAGUAGAGAUGGGUUUGGCAGUAGAAUCGAGGAGAGAAAGGUGGAAGAUUUGUCAAAGGGUGAUAAAGUUGCAGGUUAUGAAGAUGGGGUUCGGCUGCCUGCAGAAAAGAAGAGGAAGAUCUCUCCAAUUGUGUGGGACAGAGAAGAGAAGGAUGUGAGGGUCUCAUCUAAGAAUAGAGUUGUACUGGUUGCUCCACUGCCGUCUCCUUGCCCACCUGCACCCAGCUUGAGUGGUGUGGCAUGUCAUGAUGUUUUGGAUGUGGAUGUUUCGAAGUGUGCUGUUUCAGGAGUUGAGAUUCAGGGAUUUGAUAAUUUGGCAGAUAAGGUUGCUGUGGAAGAUGGGUUGGUGGGUGAAUUGAAUUCUCAAACUGAUUUGUCCUCUUCAUUGCCUUCAGAGCAAUCUGGGGAUGACUGUAGACAAGAACAUGUGGAGGAAGAAGAGUUUGUUGGAGCACGGAAUAUCUCAAUGUCAAGGUGGGCUUCUGAUGAUGAAGCUUUGGAUGACUCUAGGAGGUCGAGUCCUGAGAGUGGGGAGAUCUGUACAGAACUCUCAGGAGAGGGUAGGGCAUCUAGCUUUGAUAGAGAUGGUUGUUCUGUGGGACCUGUCAGUGGAAAUACAUAUUGUGAGAGUGAGUUGUUAGAUGGUGAUUCAAUGGGUAUUGAUGACAAACAAGGUGAGAAUGCUAGUGUUAUGGGGUCAGAUGCAGACUCAGAGGGUGAUGGUGAUGCCCGUCAUGUUGAAGAGACUAGAGUCCCUACCCAAAGAAGCACAAACAUGCUUCAGGGUUGUAGAAGUGUGUACGAGUUUGAAUACCUUAAAAAGAUAAAUGAAGGCACUUAUGGGGUUGUGUAUAAAGCCAAGGAUAAGAAGACGGGGGAAAUUGUGGCCUUGAAGAAGGUGAAGAUGGGUGUAGAAAAGGGGGAUGGUUUCCCUUUGUCAUCAUUGAGGGAAAUAAACAUUCUCAUGUCUUUCAAUCACCCUUCUGUUGUUGGUGUUAAAGAAGUUGUUAUGGAUGAGGAUGACUUUGAUAGUGUUUUCAUGGUUAUGGAGUACAUGGAAUCUGAUGUCAAGGGUGUAUUGGAGGCAAUGAAAGUCAAGAAACAGCUUUAUUGUAUGAGUGAAGUUAAAUGCUUGAUGCGGCAGCUGUUGGAGGGUGUCAAGUAUCUUCAUGACAAUUGGGUGAUUCAUAGAGAUUUGAAGACAUCAAACCUUCUAUUGAGCAAUGAGGGUGAGUUGAAAAUAUGUGACUUCGGGCUGUCUCGCCAAUACGGGAGCCCACUAAAGCCCUAUACCCCUCUUGUGGUGACCCUCUGGUACAGAGCACCUGAACUUCUGCUAGGCACAACGAAGUACUCAACAGCAAUUGAUAUGUGGUCAGUGGGAUGUAUAAUGGCUGAAUUGGUAGCGCAGGAAGCACUUUUCAGAGGAAAAAAUGAAAUUGAUCAGCUUGGCAAGAUUUUUCAAAUUCUUGGCACACCAAAUGAUAAGAUUUGGCCUGGAUUAACAAAAUUGUGGGGAGUUAGACCAAAUAUAGAGCAACCGUAUAAUCUAUUGCGGAAAAAGUUUCCUGCCAGAUCCUUCAUAGGAUCUCCUGUUCUUUGUGAUUCAGGAUUUGACUUGUUGAACAAACUUUUAACUUAUGACCCAGAGAAGCGGAUAACUGCAGAGGCCGCUCUUAAGCAUGACUGGUUUAGCAAUCUGGCAGCCUGAUAAUGCUUUAGAGCUAAGCGUUGUGCCAUAUCUUCUUCAGCAAACUUUAUAUCCACCUAUUUGGUAAGCUUCUUCAAAAGUAACAGAGUCAGAAUCCUUUAGAAGAGGAGUGAGAAAGGAUUUAUGAUGAGAGUUGGCUGGUUCACUUGAUCGAGAAUGCAAGGCAGCCUGAUGGUACUACAAAGCAAUUUUUUUUAGCUUUGUGCCUUAUCUUCUUUAUCAAACUUUCUUAUCUACCUAAUUGUUAAGCAUCUGCAAAAAGGGGGGAAAAAGCCGGGAUCCUUUAGAAGAGGAGUGAGAAAGGAGUUGUGACGAGAAUUAGAUGCUUCACCUGUUCAAGAAUGGUGGAUUGAUGCAUAAUGGAUUUUGGCAGGUGUAGACUAACAACUGACAUUUUAUUUUUUGCAAUGUACAUCUUUCUUUGAAGACAUAUUUCAGUUGAAACUUGUCUAAAUAUUUCAGAAAUAUAUCUUUGUAAAUGAUGCAGCUCUGGCUGUAACUAAUAUUGAUACAAUGUCAAUUUUAUUCCUACUACUUCUUCCCUUUA
Molecule: messenger RNA, 3092 nt
Organism: Quercus lobata
Lineage: Eukaryota; Viridiplantae; Streptophyta; Magnoliopsida; Fagales; Fagaceae
Product: cyclin-dependent kinase G-2-like
Exons: 5
Coding region: 662-2545 (627 amino acids)
Biological process (GO): protein phosphorylation; regulation of mitotic cell cycle
Cellular component (GO): nucleus
Molecular function (GO): ATP binding; protein serine/threonine kinase activity
Source: RefSeq, a predicted model, not a curated record